UAUUCCAAAACUGUCACUAUCCAAAAUUUCGUAAUAUCGAGAUAAUAACGCCAUCAGUUGAUCAAUUUCUAACUAAAAAGAGCCGCAUUGACACUUUCUUAAAAAUGCCAAAAACUACUGCUAGAUGGCAGUAGUCUCUUUUGCCACUAAACAAAAUUCCCCACCCCGCGCAGUGCUAGACUGACGCUUAACACGAAAACACGUGUCGCCCGUACCAGAAUAGACCGUUGUUGAGCGACAAACCGACACUUUGGUCAUUAAGUCAGUUUUUCGGUGCCAUCAUUGGUUUUUUUUAAAAUGCAUCGAAGAGACAAAUUGUUGAAACUCGCUCUGGAUCUUCAGGCAGAAAAUAGCGCAGAACCAUCGACCUCGCAGAAAUCUCGCAGGGUAAGCUGCUCAUCUUCUCAGAGUUCAUCUUCCUCGAGCAGUUCUUCGUCUUCAAGUAGCGCUGCUUCUACAAUUGGCUCCUAUGUUUCGGGGUCAAUAAAAUCUUCAGAUAACAUUUACCGUCCCAUCGCCAAUUCACUAUUACAAAGAAAAGUAUUUGAAUCUUUGCCAAGCACAUCUAAUCUACAAAAACAUGUAACUAAUCAAACUGAAUUACCAAGACAAAGAUCAUUAAGCACCGGUUCUAGGUCUUCUACCCUUUCUUCAAGAGCAGGUGAUUUUUCACCUGACGAUAAUGAUUCUGAUUAUAACCCUGUCCCUGAUAGAAUUAUCGAUGAAAGCUCUGACAACGAGCAAGAAAAUUUAAUAAUAUUACCACCAAAGAAAAAACGGAAGGGUAUUAUAAAUUCUAAAAAGCUAAUAGCUAAACAAUUACGUAAUUCAGGCAAAGAAUACGUUUCUUUAUCAAAAUCAAAAAAAAAUGUGCCCCAGAGAAGCAUGGGACCGCCUUGUUCAGAACGAUGUCGUUUGAAAUGUUUCGAUAAAAUUAAUGAUGGUGACAGAACGAUUAUUUUUGGUUUAUAUUGGGCAAUGGGUUGUGUUACUCGACAACGGGAUUUUAUCAGUAAGAACUUGACUGUUAUUAAACCAAAGUAUAGUUACAAAAAAGAAAAUAGCAAUCGUAAACCAAAGCAUGGUUUCCACCUAACAGUAAAUGGUAAACAAAUACGGGUGUGCAAAAUAUUCUUCAAAAACACUCUGGGGAUUAAUGAUAGACCUAUCAGAACUGUCUUAGAGAAGUUGUGUGAUAGCGGAAUGGUAGAAUCUGACAAAAGAGGCAAACACGGAAAUCAAGUAAAAGUUGUUGAUGAAGUGAUACAGGGUAUAAAAAGUCAUAUUGACUCCAUUCCUCGUAUAGAAAGCCACUACUUAAGAAAACAGACUAGUAGAGAGUACAUCGACGGAGGUAAAAGUUUAUCUGAUUUGUAUAGAGAUUAUAGAAAACUCUGUGAAGAAGAAGGAAAGCCAGCUGGCGAAAUACACACUUAUCGUAAGAUAUUUCACAAAGAUUACAAUAUCAGCUUUUUUAUUCCAAAAAAAGACAUGUGCGAGUUUUGUACAUCUUACGAAAAUAUGAGUCAAAUAGAAAAAGAAACUAACGAGUUGAAGUAUCUAGAACAUCACACAGAAAAAGAACUAAGUCGAAUUGAGAAAAAUGAAGACAAACAAAAGGGGCAAAAAAGUUACGUGGUUGCAUGUUAUGAUUUACAGGCGGUUUUACCGCUUCCUAUGGGUAAGACCUCAAGUUUCUACUACAAAUCAAAGUUAAAUGUAUGUAACUUUACGAUUUGUGAACUUAACAAAGACAACAGUUAUUGUUAUGUUUGGAGUGAAGUAGAUGCUUUGAGAGGAGCCAAUGAAAUUGGCUCAUGCGUCUUAAAGUUUAUUACAGAAAAAUGUCAAACAGUCGAUGACCCGAAUUUGGAAAUUAUAUUUUAUUCUGACAAUUGUUGUGGUCAACAGAAAAAUCAAUUUAUGUUUAGCUUGUACAUGUAUGCUUUAGCUAAUUUGUCAAUUAAGAGCAUUACCCAUAAAUUUUUAAUAUCGGGCCACACUCAAAAUGAAAAUGAUAACGUUCAUUCUGUAAUAGAAAAAUCUGUUAAAAAAUUUCUUAAAUCAUCUCCAAUUUUCGUUCCUGACCAGUACAUUACUUUAAUACAGACGGCUAGAAAACGAGGUAAUUCAUACAAUGUCAACGCUAUGUCAUAUUCCGAUUUUUAUAAUUUAAAAGAUUUUGUUCAGCAAUGUGGCAUUAAGUUUAAUAAAAAUACUGAUGGAGAUGCAGUUAGACUAUCUGAAAUUAAAAUAAUAAAAUUUGUCAAAGAAGAUAACGGAGCAAUAAAAUAUUUUAUAAGACUUCGUUUACAGAAGAUCAUUUUUAUGAGAUUGAACAAUGUAGACAAACACGGUCUAGGCGCACAAUUAACUGUGUCGGGUUUCCUUUGA
This is a messenger RNA of Trichoplusia ni (cabbage looper), 2394 nucleotides long. RefSeq lists its product as uncharacterized. NCBI's taxonomy places the organism in Eukaryota, Metazoa, Arthropoda, Insecta, Lepidoptera, Noctuidae. The transcript has 2 exons. The record is from RefSeq and is a predicted model, not a curated record. Bases 298 to 2394 code for a protein of 698 amino acids.